Corylus avellana is the source of this 1924-nucleotide messenger RNA. RefSeq names its product mediator of RNA polymerase II transcription subunit-like protein. Gene Ontology annotation, biological process: positive regulation of DNA-templated transcription. The record is from RefSeq and is a predicted model, not a curated record. NCBI's taxonomy places the organism in Eukaryota, Viridiplantae, Streptophyta, Magnoliopsida, Fagales, Betulaceae. Gene Ontology annotation, cellular component: SWI/SNF complex.
CGUGUUCAUCACUAUAAUGAUGAGUGAGUGACCCCUCUUGGCUCUUGCCCUCUGCCCUCACCUCCGAAGCACGCCCACACUUGUUGUAGAGAGAGGGAAUCAGAGAAAGUCAUAGAUCUUAGAUUCUAUUGAGAGAGAGAGAGGGAGAGAGAGAGUGUGUGUAUGAUUUAAUUUAAUAUUUUUGGGCUGAGAGAGAGAGAGAGAGAUGGAAGAGGCGAAGGCAUUGGCUCAGCAGCAGCAGCAGCAGCAACAUCAACAACAACAGCAACAAAUGAUGCUACAGCACCAGCAACAGCAACAGCAACACCAGCAACACCAACACCAGCAACAAUUGCUGCUCUUACAACAGCUACAGAAACAACAGCAACAACAACAAUUACAACAGCAACAAGCGGCGGCCAUUUCGCGCUUCCCGUCGAACAUCGACGCGCACCUGCGACCGCUCCGACCCAUCAAUCUUGCGCCCAACCCUAACAACCCUAACGUCCCCAACAACCCCAACAACCACAUCGCUAAUUUGCAGCAAAGCCCUAGCAAUCCGAGCCCUCAGCAGCAGCAGCAACAGCAACAGCAACAGCAACAGCAACAGCAACAACAGCAGCAGCAGCAGCAGCAGCAGAGUAGGGCUCCCCGACCCGGGAACCAGGUGGAGCUCCAGAUGGCGUACCAGGACGCGUGGCGGGUCUGCCAUCCGGACUUCAAGCGCCCCUUCGCUUCGCUCGAGGACGCCUGCGAAAGAUUACUGCCUUACCAUGUGGUGGCAGACUAUGAAGCAGAAGAGGAUGAUAGGAUCCUCGAUUCUGACACCACGGGCCAGAUGCCCUCUCGAUCCCAACAAUGGGAUCAUAACAUAGCUGCCAAAGUCGCAGAGUUUACAGCCACAUUUGAGAAGCAGGCCCUUGCCUUCAACAUAAUAUCCCGCAAACGAGCUAUGGGAGAAUUUCGAUCUGAGGAGAGAUUGAUGAUUGAGCAGGCUCUUCUCCAAGAGGAGAAGCGAGCCAUGCUGGAAAUAAGAGCGGAGAUAGAGUCCAGAGAGAAGGCUGGCCGUGAGGCUCACGAGGCUAAAUUGAGAAUGGCAGCCAUGGUUCAGGCGGAGCAAGCUCGGGCUGAGUCAAUGGGUCGAGGCCCAAUAAGAGCAAGUGCACUUGGGUCCCAGGGCAAUGAUGUUGCAAUUGGUCAUGACAUGGGAGAGCAGGAGCAAGGAGGUAACGCUGAUGAAAUGAUAAAUGGAUGGGGAAACAAUGCUCAGAGAGAUGAGAAGGAGCCAUCUGAAGACUUCUUGAAUGAUGAAGAGACUGAAAAUGGAGAAGCAGGGAUGCAGGAUGGGUGGCGAGAAGUUGGGGAAUUUGAUUUGAACUCUAGAUGAUCCUUGAAAUGGGCGCUAGUGCAAAACUCGUGAUGAAGCAGCAUGUAUUUGAAAUUUGAAGGAAAUGUGUAUCCACGACAUUGGAAAUCGAUUGGCCUGAGCUGUGUUCAAAUGUGGUUGUUGAUUCUUUGUGAUGUGUAAAUCAGAGGAAUGCUGCACAUUGAAAUCCGCUCACAGAGAAGGGGUUUGGGGGGGUGGGGGGCGAGUCGUUGAAGCUAUGUAAAAUGAUGUUAUUCCAGUAGGUUGGAUGAUUACUGUAUUUGUGGCUUUGCCUAGCACGCUAAGUCAUGGUGCAAUAGAUUUCAUGCAAAAAGUCUUUUGUAUUGAGAAAAUUCUAAUUAGAUGUUUUUUUUUUUUUUUUGUUUCCGUCUAUCUACUACCUUCUCUUGACAAAAGAAAGACAAAAUUGGUUGUGGGAUUGGGAUUUUUGUUAUUAUGCCGCAAGAAUUUUUGUAAAAUUCGGGCAGCUUAUGAGGGAACACUGUAGGGGUCCAUUUGUUUCGGACAGAUGGGUCAUUAAUUUUAGGCUGCCACGGAGUAAAUGAACCUACAGGAAUU